Trematomus bernacchii (emerald rockcod) is the source of this 1793-nucleotide messenger RNA. RefSeq names its product tumor necrosis factor, alpha-induced protein 1 (endothelial) (gene tnfaip1). The record is from RefSeq and is a predicted model, not a curated record. Gene Ontology annotation, cellular component: Cul3-RING ubiquitin ligase complex. The coding region runs from base 287 to 1267 and encodes 326 amino acids. Gene Ontology annotation, biological process: protein homooligomerization; proteasome-mediated ubiquitin-dependent protein catabolic process; protein ubiquitination. Gene Ontology annotation, molecular function: protein binding; ubiquitin-protein transferase activity. NCBI's taxonomy places the organism in Eukaryota, Metazoa, Chordata, Actinopteri, Perciformes, Nototheniidae. The transcript has 7 exons.
GUAAAGUCAUUCGAAGAAGAAGAAAGGGGAGCAGACUGUUUAACUUUAGUUACAUACCUUUUUACACCUAACAUGUUGAUACUGUUGUGGAUUUCCAUCAAAAGGGGAUAACGGUCAGGUUGAUAAGCCAUACGUUGUGCGAUUAUCAGGACACGUAAAGACAGUAGAGAGAGAUCGGAAUGAUCUGGAGCAGUGAGAGGUUGUGGCGGCCCCAUCAGUAGCUGUCACCACGGCGGGGGACCUUCGGACCUCCGUCUGCAGGGUUGUCAUCUACCUCCAAAGGGACAUGUCCGGGGACAGCUGCCUGCCCCAGCAUCACACCCUGUCCCACUCCACCUCCUCAGCCCCUCCUCUGGCGUGUCCCAAGACCAAGACCUGCAGUUACCGAGGAGCGGUGGGCCUGGGCAACAAGUAUGUCCGGAUCAACGUUGGCGGGACCCUGUUUUACACCACACUGCAAGUGCUGACCAGGCAGGACUCCAUGCUGAAAGCCAUGUUCAGUGGAAAGAAAGAAGUGUUCACUGAUAAAGACGGAUGGAUCCUGAUCGACCGCAGUGGGAAACACUUUGGCAGCAUCCUGUGCUUCCUGCGUGACGGCACAGUCUCCUUACCCAAAGGCCGUCAGGCUGUCCAGGAGCUGCUGGCUGAGGCAAAGUAUUACCUCGCCCAGGGCCUGGUGGAGCUGUGUGAAAACUCCCUGCAGGGUAAUACAGAGCAGCCCCUGUGUGUUAUACCUGUGGUCACCUCCAGUAAAGAAGAGGAGAGGCUCAUCCAGUCCUCUACAAAGCCUGUGGUGAAGCUGGUGUACAACAGAAGCAAUAACAAGUACUCCUACACCAGUAACUCGGACGACAACCUGUUGAAGAACAUUGAGCUGUUCGACAGGCUGUCGCUCAGCUUCAACGGCCGCGUCCUCUUCAUCAAAGACGUGAUCGGAGACGAGAUCUGCUGCUGGUCCUUUUACGGUCAGAGUCGCAAGCUGGCCGAGGUGUGCUGCACCUCCAUCGUCUACGCCACGGAGAAGAAGCAGACCAAGGUGGAGUUCCCUGAAGCGCGAAUCUACGAGGAGACCCUGAACACCUUGCUUUACGAGACAAUGCCUCUUCCCGACAACUCUUUGCUGGAGGCCACGCGGCGGAGCUACACCAGCUGCGGAUCUCACAGUGAGGAAGAGGAGGGGCCCGGGGGAGCGGAGCUUCGCGAGCGUGUCCGUCGAAUCCACAUCAAGAGGUACAGCACGUACGAAGAGCGGCCCAUGGGACACUGAAGCCCGGGAGCACGAGCGGCUGGACAGAUUUCACAUUGAUGGUGAACAUUCAGAGAUGGAAUCUGACGACCCUCACACGUUUCUCCUUUGAAUAGUUUUCUUUACCACUAUCUAAAGAACAUGAUGAAAGUGCAUCUGACAUUUUACUCUAGAUAGUUGUGGUGUUGUCUGCUCUGUCCAUCAUCAUUUUAUGAAGUGUUAUCAGAGGAUUCAGAGCAACUACUUUAAAUACCUAGGGAACUGUAGUUUAUUUUAAAUUAAAUAGAGAUUAAUAGGGAGGAGAAAUCACUGAUAUGCACUAUUUCUACGAAGAAAUAUUGUAACAAUCAUAGCACUUACACUCUGAAUCAGCAGGAGCAUGUUUCAUAUUUAUAGAUUGUAUUUUUCAUACAUACAAAAAAAGAGCCUGUUUUCAAAAAAUUAAUCUGUUUUUCCAGAAUUAGAGUGCCUCUAACAUGUUUUAAUGCAGUUUACCAUAUUGCCUUUUUUUCCAGCUGUGAAGAUAAAAGUUCUUGUUAUUCAACUA